GAGAGAAGUUUAAAAACGGAAAUUGGAUGCAAUGAACUGCAAUGGCUGAUGGCAUGCCGAGGGUUAACGAGACUCGUAGAAUAAAUCCGAGUGGUGCAGGAAGGCACAUGUAGAGAACAACAAGGAAAAAGUAGGGAAACGCAGGGUCGUAACUUGGAGUUCGAAAAUACAGAAACGAAAACUUUUUGUUUCGCGGAAUGAGUUUUCUCUCAUCGCGAAAGUUAGGAAUCAUCUUAAGCACGAUUCACAUUUCGCAAAAGGUGUCGGAGGGCAAAGAUCUGCAGGCGAUGUCGUUCUUCGUGGACAUCAUCACCGAGGACUCGUUCUACGAGAACCUGACCUUGGGCGUGGUCAAGAUCCUCGAGAACUCGCCGUGCGUGAAAAACGUGCGAGUCGAGAGGCGAAACGGCUGCGAGCUCGGAGCCAUCACCAGCUGGGAGCAACGUCACUGUUGCGCGCUCCCGGAGAACAUUCGGAAUUUCUACACGUCCAUCGACGGAUUUCUGCUGCUGUGGAACCUCGACGUAGCGGGUGAGGAAUUCCCGAUCGGCCGCAUGGAGAUCGGCAGUCUCUCGUCCCUGAAGAGAUACGUGGGUAAGGAUAGGCAGACGGGACCGUCGACGCAAGACUCGUCAUCGGGAACUCAAACGGAGGAGCCUACAACGGAAGCGGAAGGCGGUGGCACGGACGUCCUGCUCUCCGGGGACUCACGCGACUGCAAGCUCUUCGAGAUUGGUCAGUGUCAUCCAGGGACCAGCAACGGUAAGGUCUACCUCGCGUACCGUUCCAAGCAAGAGCAAGAUUCACCGAGUAUCUGGCUCCAGCGGAACAGCAGCUGGUAUCAACUGGCCGACGACUUCAACACGUACUUCCGCAUGAUGCUGGCCCACUUGGGCUUGCCGCUGUGGCAAUGUUGCGUCGUCGGCCUGCCGUUGCCCACUUGGGUCGAGCAGGCGUACUUCCUCGUAGGACCUCACCUGCUGCCGUCCACCGUCGAGCCCAACGAGACCGUGUCCACGUCGUUGUGGAACAACGGACCCAUCAACGUCUUGGAUCCGGCCAUUUUCAAGGCCAAGGACGGCAAGCAGAGGAACGCUCGCAAGAAGUGAACCACAAGUGGACUCGAUUGCUCUCGAUUGCUCGAGAUGUAUUUUAGCGUGCGCGAAGAAGCGCGUUGCCUUUCGGUCGAGUAACACGAAUACACGAUUAGUGGUAGUUGAUGACGAUACGAUGGCGGGAUGUGUCUCGGGCUCACAGAACUGUGAAUACUCGGAUCUCGGAGAUUUCCAGACUCGCCGGAUUUGGAACUCAUCGCUCACGUCUCACGAGAUAUGAACGCUUGUUCUACAUUCGGGACAUGGCAAAUAUAUUAAAAUCCGAGCGAGAGAGAAAGUGAACAUUAAAGCGACUGAUGUAUUCACAUUCUCCUGAUGAUGUGUUCAGAUUUCCCGGAAUAUCAUUAUCUCUGAGCUGGAAUCCGUCAAUCUGCGAGUCAAUCACCGAGAGUAAGUCUCUCUCUCUCUGGUUAUUCCAGGAUCGAUAUUAGCGAACGCGGGAUAAAUGACAGGGAAUCGAAUUUUAGGAAGUUUCGGCGGGUCGAGUCAACUCUCCGAGGAUCCGAGCAGCCGUUACUUUUCGGAUACAUUUCUACUCGAGAGCGAACAUCUCCGCUCCUUUCUCCAACGAACUGUCAUUCAGAAGAAGAACAAAGAAAGAUAAAAAAGAAAACAGAUACUCGAGGCGGAAUAAUAUUUGAAUUAUCGGCCUAUCGAUUGACACCCUCUAGAGCGGUAUUAAUUGCAACUCGAACGCUCUAACGGUACGGGCGGGAGGGGGGGGGGGGAGACCGAGUGAAUAAUUCGGCGAGAUAAAAGAGAGUUAGAGCUCCCCUCCCCCGCUGUCAACCCUUGGCCUAGUUGGCACGGCGAAGGCGCAAAAACGUUCAAUUGGCAACGUAGUUGGCGAAUGCAGUCCGCGACGGCACGCAGUCGCUCCGUUGCCACUCUCGCAAACGUCCGCGUCUGUCUCUUUUUUUUCGUCGUUUUACUUCGGUCGGUCGUUCCUGGUUUACAUUCGCGAGCGCGUUCGCGUAAUUCUGCUAUACGGGAGAUUCUCCGACGAAUGCGCAGUUUGCCUCGCUCGUUGUUCCGGUCGAGGAUUUACUCGGGAGAAUGUCGUUAUGAAAUUACUCGAUACUCGGUCGUCGCGCGGCGACGAGGAUAUCGCUGUCGGGGGGGUUUAUCCGGGUCGCGUCGCGAUGCGAGCGGCCAGCCGAGGAGAGGAGAGGAGAGGAGAGCGUCGCCGACGAUUUUGGCAAACGUAUGCCGCGACACACCUCGCGUUACGCGGCGUAACGCGGACGCGGCCACUUGGCACGCGUUGUCCUACCGACGACGUGUUCCGCGAGACAGGUGUCGAUUUUUCUCGUUACGUUCCUCGCUCCUCGGGAGUUAUUAUGCGAGUGAAACGACGCGCAGGCGACGAGUACGCGUCGCGUUGUAAUCUCCGCGCUGCGCGCGGUCGCGCGAGUUCGCCUCUAUGAUCGGACGAUGGAGGCCCGGUGUUGUUCCGAUUUCUUGGUAAGUUGACUGAUGGUUAAAUGAUACGUUUGUCUUUAUUUCUACUCCAUACGAUUUAGCUAUCAGUUAACUUACCAACCCGAGCAGAAGUCAAAUACGGCAAUUCUUUUACGGAAUGUGGCAAUUGUCGUUGCAAUAUUUUCCAGAUUAUAUCCCUGACCAGCGAUGACCAGUCGUUAUUUGGAUGCCUGAUUUUGGGUCCUGAUGGACAUUUCGUCAGGUUUCUCGAUCUCAGGCAAUUUUAUCAGGGCAUUCACUCCUUCUUACGUGCCGGAUCCGAUAAAGUUGUCCGGGCCCUGUUUGAAAUUUGGAAGCCGGAUGGGGUUUUGAUAAACGGGGCCGUGGGACGAUGUUCUGCUCGGGAAGGAGUUGGAACAAUCUGCCCGUCGAUUGUCGAUUGUUGACUGCGACGGAGCGGUCUUUAAUUACAACGCGAGCGAUAACGAAGUCCGAGACACGCGCUCGACGAGAUAUAUAUGGCGAAGGUUGCGAGCGAGGCUCGC
Messenger RNA from Harpegnathos saltator (Jerdon's jumping ant), 3082 nucleotides. Its product is annotated as tubulin polyglutamylase complex subunit 2. Gene Ontology annotation, biological process: protein polyglutamylation. The transcript is spliced from 2 exons. The record is from RefSeq and is a predicted model, not a curated record. NCBI's taxonomy places the organism in Eukaryota, Metazoa, Arthropoda, Insecta, Hymenoptera, Formicidae. Bases 198 to 1109 code for a protein of 303 amino acids.